CUGUCUUCCCGCUGAGACGUGCCGUGCCUGCCGGAGAGAGGGGGGGAGUACUUCUACCAACAAGCCAAUAGCUCCGACAGGAAUUUUUCAUUACACAGUUGUUAGGCAAGGCGGCGGCGGCGGCGAGGUGGGGAGGGGGGCUGAUGUCAUUAGCAGGGGUGUGCGAGUGCAUCAGCAGCCAUGUCACAUGCUGCUAGGUGGGUCAGGGAUGCGGACGGAGAUGCAUGGCAGUUGCACCGGGCACAGAGGCAGAGUCGGACCUGGCUGCGGUGGGCAGCAGGAGGAUGCUUUUCCCCAACUGUGGCGGCAUACCCGGCUCCCAGGAGAUGCAGUCGUCCCGGGGCCCGCAGGACGUCACAGACCUGGGCCUGGGCCUCCACUCCCUGCGCCUGUCCAGCUGGGAGCGACCGUGGAGCAGCCAGGACUCGGACGUGCACACCCCUCCAUCCCAGGCCCAGUCCAGCUCCCCCUCCAUGCUAGGUAUCCUGAACAGCCCCUUCAAUAGCAUCCUGGGGAAGCCGCCCAGCUACCUGAACCCGGAGUCCAUGAGCAUGACGGCCGACUUCCUGGAGAAGUUCCCCAGCAUGUCUCGCAUGGCGAACCGCCUGGACUCCAACUCCUUCCUGGACUCCCGCUCCAGCAGCCCCGAGGACUCGGAGACCAGCGGCUUCAGCUCGGGCUCGGACCACAUCUGUGACAUGAUGUCCAACCUGCGGAUCUCCCCUCCUCUGCCUUACCUGGCCUCAAACAUCCAGAAGGAUCUGCUGCGCCUGGGCUCCCGCCUGGACCUGCAGGAGACCAGCUCCCCUCUGCCCCCGACCUCCACCGCCAGCCCCUCCUCCGCCCUGUCCCGCCGCUGGCGCUCCGGCUCGCCGUGGACGCCCGCCGACCUGCUGGACCAGUCGGACGAACUGUUCAGCAUCGAGAGGGAGGCCCGGCUGCACCGGCAGGCCGCCGCUGUGAAUGAGGCCUCGUUCACCUGGAGCGGCCAGCUGCCUCCCAGAAACAACAAGGACCCUCUGUACUCCUGCAAGGUGUUCCUGGGCGGCGUUCCCUGGGACAUCACCGAAGCCGGCCUGAUCAACACCUUCAGCGGAUACGGCCCGCUGAGCGUGGAGUGGCCCGGUAAGGACGGGAAGCACCCGCGCUGCCCUCCCAAAGGCUAUGUUUACCUGGUGUUUGAGAAUGAGAAGUCCGUGCGGGCUCUGCUGCACGCCUGCUCCCAGGACCCCUUCCACCCCGAGGACAGCCGCGAGUACUACUUCAAGAUGUCCAGCCGCAGGAUGCGCUGCAAGGACGUGCAGGUCAUCCCCUGGGUCAUCUCGGACAGUAACUACGUGCGCUGCCCCUCCCAGCGCCUGGACCCCAGCCGGACGGUGUUCGUGGGCGCGCUGCACGGCAUGCUGAACGCCGAGGCGCUGGCCAGCAUCAUGAACGACCUGUUCGGAGGCGUCAUGUACGCCGGCAUCGACACGGACAAGCACAAGUACCCCAUAGGCUCUGGACGUGUCACCUUCAGCAGUCAGCGCAGUUACCUGAAAGCCGUGUCUGCAGCGUUUGUGGAGAUUAAAACGCCCAAGUUUACAAAGAAGGUCCAGAUCGAUCCGUACCUGGAGGACUCCAUGUGUCAGAGCUGCUUCCGUCACCCCGGGCCUUACUUCUGCAGAGACCAGGUGUGCUUCAAGUACUACUGCCGCUCCUGCUGGUACUGGCAGCACUCCAUGGACAUCCUGAGCAGCCACCGGCCCCUCAUGCGCAACCAGAAGAGCCGCGACUCCAGCUAGAGGACGGGUCCAGACACUGAGCGGGACCAAGCGCCACCGCCACCGCCACCCCUCCGACCCGCGGGGGGGUGAGGCCGCCCGCCGAGGAGCGCGCGGGUGCCGGACGCCCCCCCGCCGGAGGGCACGGCGGCCCCGCGUCGGGCACCGCACCGGGGAUUUCACUGUAGAAAACGUUCACUUUUGCACUUGCUACAUUUUGCUGUUCACAGUGGCACUAUGCACAGUGACCUUGUUCGGGAGAGACCGGGAGCCCUUCACACUUACGCAUUUUUUGUAGACUUGUGGCCAGACGGGAGAGACGGGAGUCAGCCCGAGGUUAAGAAGUGGUGAAAGAAGGCCAUUUGUUUUCAGUUUUUUUUUUCCUUUUUUUUUUCUUUUUUUUUUUGUUUCCAUGUGUUUGCAUAGUGAAGAGCGAUCACGCAGAUCUCAUUGCCGUUCAUUGGCAGACGCCAUACAGUGCCUUUAAAUUUUUAUUUUCCCUCUCACUCACCCUCUCCCCCGCCCAGUUGGUGUCUUUUUCCUGUGCAGGCCAGCUGACGUUUCUUACUUUUGGGAGUCGAAUGUGGAGCUUCAUUUAACCAGUCGCAUUUCGGACAUUUUUACGCAGUUUUUUACUAAUUUGUACACAAACUGUUUUAAGUCAUGACAUGAAAAAUUUAAACCAAAUCCUACCAGUUUAUGGCUGUUUAUGGGAAAACCCUUUUUGUUUUGUUUUUUUCACUCAUUUAGUGUUUCUCUCCUCCCUGAUUUUUUUUUUUUUUUUUUUUUUGUUUUGUUUUUUAAUUUGCCCUCCCAAAUUUCAACUGAAAGGACACAAAAGCAUCAGAUGUCCUUCAACUCUCUUCAGUGGUCCGGUUGUAUUAAAUGUCCGUCACUCUGGAUCCACUUAAACCAGUGAUCCUUUAUUUUUCUUUUUUUUUUUUUUUUUUUUUUUUUUUUUUUGCCCCCCUCCGAACACCUGAUGCAUCUUUUGAAACUUGGAGGGAACGAAUCAUUGGAUUGUACAUAGUUGGAUUUGUUUGCACUUUUUAAUUUGCACGUGUGGAGAGGUGUUUUUAAUCACUGUCUUGUACAUCAGCAGGGGGAACUGGCCUUUUGUCCAACUGCUCGUUUCCUGUUGAAUGUUUGAACUUCCACUCUAAGUGACGAUAAAUUAUCUAUCCAGAGCUUGAGUAGACCCCAGUCAACCAUCGACGCCACGCUUUCUUAAGCCAUCCCGCCUUCCUCUUCCAUCAUAAGCUGUGUGCCAAAAGACCGACGUGUCUUUCCUUUCUCAUAGUUUUCCUCACGCUGAGCUUGUUAUCCCUUCGGCCCAGCUGCUUUUUAGAGUUUUGAAAGUCUACCUCAUUGUGGUCUGCCAAGUUUGCUGCUACUUACAGUUGUGGAGUUUGUUCAGAUUGGGCACAAUAAAGGUGUU
Molecule: messenger RNA, 3201 nt
Organism: Salarias fasciatus (jewelled blenny)
Lineage: Eukaryota; Metazoa; Chordata; Actinopteri; Blenniiformes; Blenniidae
Gene: cpeb1b
Product: cytoplasmic polyadenylation element binding protein 1b
Exons: 11
Coding region: 225-1784 (519 amino acids)
Biological process (GO): negative regulation of cytoplasmic translation
Cellular component (GO): neuron projection; nucleus; synapse
Molecular function (GO): mRNA 3'-UTR binding; mRNA regulatory element binding translation repressor activity; translation factor activity, RNA binding
Source: RefSeq, a predicted model, not a curated record